GUUUCCAGUCCUUCGUACCAUUUCUUCUCCUUUCUGUGUUCCAAAUGGGACUCAUGAUACUCACGCUCAUACGCGCCGUGCAGAGCUGGCGGAUAAAUCCAAGCCGUAUGUACGCUGUCCUAGUGACCCAUAACGUAUCCUAUUAUGCAUGCGGUUUUGUGCUCUCGGUAACGAACAUCUUGAUAUCUCUGCUCCUCCAGGACCCGCCCUAUCAGAUCAUUUUGUAUGAUUUCCAGUUCAUCAUACUUGUAAUCCUUGCCACGCGCAUGCACCUCCAUCUUUGGAAGGUGAACCGAAAUCCACACGACAUUACUAGUACCCUCGUGCCAAUGUCCAACAUGUCAUUUGCAGAUGAUGCAGUACCCCUAACAGAUCAUUUUGCAUGAGUAUGUAAA
Suillus discolor is the source of this 395-nucleotide messenger RNA. RefSeq lists its product as uncharacterized. The coding region runs from base 45 to 386 and encodes 113 amino acids. NCBI's taxonomy places the organism in Eukaryota, Fungi, Basidiomycota, Agaricomycetes, Boletales, Suillaceae. The transcript is spliced from 5 exons. The record is from RefSeq and is a predicted model, not a curated record.